CACCACUUGCCUUUUAAUCAUCGAUCGGGACGGUCGUGCGCUGACGGGUCUCGGUCUACGUGAUCACGUCGCAUACCCAAGAGGUCGAAAGUGAUCUUGUUUUUCUGGCACACAAUAUUAUCGUCUGUCACAUCGCGAGAAACCGAUCAAAAUGUCCUUUAACAAGGCCGAGGCGAACAAGAUAGUGUUUCUUCACUCGAAUAGCGGCGAUAUGGAGGAGGAUAAGAAAUUAUUGGAACCACUUACGUACAUGCUAAAUACUCCUGGGAAAGCAAUUAGAAUGACCAUGGCUAAGGCCUUCAAUUAUUGGUUGAAGAUACCAAAUGAUAAACUUCAGGAAAUUAGUGAAAUUGUGAAUAUAUUACAUACUGCAAGUAUUAUGAUCGAUGAUAUUGAAGACAACGCCAUGUUAAGAAGGGGAAUGCCUGUGGCUCAUUCAGUUUACGGGACUGCUCACACGAUAAACGCAUCAAAUUACGCCAUGUUCAUCGCUCUGGAAAAAAUAAUGGCUUUACAACAUCCAGAAGCGGUAAAAGUAUACACCGAGCAGUUGCUGGAACUUCACAGGGGUCAAGGAGCAGAUAUUUAUUGGAGAGAUAACCAUAUUUGCCCAACUGAGUUUGAGUACAAGAUCACGGUAGUAAGAAAGACCGGCGGCCUCUUCAAGCUGAUAGUACGAUUAAUGCAAUUGUUCACGAAAUUCGAGGAGGACCUCUCGUCACUGUCGGACACUCUGGGAUACUUGUUUCAAAUACGCGACGAUUACUGCAACUUGUGCGUGAAAGAGUACAGCGAUAAGAAAGGUUUCUGCGAGGACUUGACGGAAGGGAAGUUCAGUUUCCCGAUUGUUCACGCGGUGCAAUCCCAUCCCGAGGACACGCAAGUGCUCAAUCUGCUGAAACAACGGCCGGAGGAGAUCGAGAUUAAACGGAAAUUCGUGGAUCUCCUGGAGAAGUUCGGUUCCUUCAGUUACACGAAGAAGAAAAUCCUGGAGCUGGACGCGGACGCGAGGAGGGAGAUCAAACGCUUGGGCCGCAACCCGCUGCUGACCGAACUCCUGGACAAUUUGUUGGAGAUUACCAAGGACUGUGAUAAGGAGUGCAACAGUGUCAAAGAAAUACCCGAUCCCAACCGAGGAUUAGGGAUCUGAGCCUAACAUCUUAAUCUCUAAGUUUAGGAUUGUUUUCAUAUUUUUCUAUUGCGAAGUUGGAUUUCUUCGUAGCGCGUAAUUAAUAUAAUGGGACAUCGCACUUUUACAGAACUUUGGACGAGAUCGACGAUAAUCGAUAAUUAUCGUUUCUUCCUUCUUUUCAUUGUUGAUGAUCAUUGGAAUCGAUGCUUUGGGGUAAAUCGGCACUUUAGAUGUACCAACAAUUACGAUCUCUGUCACGCAGCUUGUUUCCGAUAUAGAUCGAGAAUGCACAAUGAAAAUUAGUCGCCCGUUCGAAAUCGUUUAUUGGCAAUGUUUUUCUUACGGUGAGUGUUACAAUCAUUUACCGACAUACGAGAACGAAAAUGUUUUUUGUACGUCAUGCUGUUAUACAAGUAUUAUUAUUAUACAUUUGUACCUGUGUAUGAUUCCGAAAUACAUUGAUGACAUAAAAGAGUCGUCGGUUCAACCGACAGACGUAUCUCUAUCUAAGAAAAAUA
Messenger RNA from Dinoponera quadriceps, 1650 nucleotides. RefSeq names its product geranylgeranyl pyrophosphate synthase (gene qm). The coding region runs from base 152 to 1150 and encodes 332 amino acids. Gene Ontology annotation, biological process: isoprenoid biosynthetic process. Gene Ontology annotation, molecular function: prenyltransferase activity. Lineage: Eukaryota; Metazoa; Arthropoda; Insecta; Hymenoptera; Formicidae. The record is from RefSeq and is a predicted model, not a curated record. The transcript is spliced from 7 exons.